Messenger RNA from Didymodactylos carnosus, 953 nucleotides. NCBI's taxonomy places the organism in Eukaryota, Metazoa, Rotifera, Eurotatoria, Philodinida, Philodinidae. The record is from the annotation of a GenBank genome assembly.
AUUACAGAAAAUAACUGGAACACAAUUAUUCGAGUGGCAAACACCAAUUGAUAUUAUUGAUUUGUAUCAAAAAUAUCUUGAGAUCAAUGACGAUCUAUUAUCUACACAAAUUUAUUGUAAUUGUACUAAACAAUGGUUUGGAUCACAUUGUCAAUUUACAUUUAAAUCAGAUGAAGAUUUUGAGAAAAUAAUUAAGCAACGUUUCAGUGUUAGAAGUUCUUCUGGCUCAGCAAUAGUGUCAACUGUCAAUUAUACGUGUUAUAUGGGUUUGCAAUGUACUGGUACACGAAUAUGUUUAGACUGGCGACAAGUGUGUAAUGCGAUAAUUGACUGCGAUAAUGGAGAAGAUGAACAACCAGAACUUUGUUUACAACUUGAAUCAAAUGAAUGUGAUUUUAACAGUGAAUAUCGUUGUCGGUCGGGUAUGUGUAUUGAUCGUGUAUUUGCUUUUGAUUUGAUACACGAUUGUCUCGAUCAUAGUGAUGAAGAACCUAAAAUAUAUGCCAGUCCAGAUUGCUUUAAAAGAGCUACGCUCUUAUGUGAGGAAUAUAAUUGUGCAUCAUGGAUAAAUUUGCAUUCUAAUGAUGGAGAAUGUUUUGACAGUACUUAUUUUCAGAAAUAUUCUCGUAGACAUUAUCAACAAAGUUUAUUCGUGACAAACAAUAAAUAUCCACUAGAGGAUAAUAAUAUAAUUUUUUGUCGUAGAUGUUUGAUAUGUAGCCCGUAUAUUAAUGAGGUAAUAGCGGGAUCAUACUUAUAUAUAUCUAGAGACGAGUGUGAGACAAUAUUAUCUAGCCCAAAUGGUUCAUGUUAUGUUAACAAUAGAUGUGAUAAUAUAUCAUUGUUUCUCUAUCCACAACCAUUUAUGUAUCCAUCUGUUAAUUUUUUGUAUACAUCAAUCAACCAAAAAUUUCCAACAUAUAUUUGUUAUAAUGUCAGUCAAUGUUCAGGUA